Trichoderma atroviride IMI 206040 is the source of this 2160-nucleotide messenger RNA. RefSeq lists its product as uncharacterized. The record is from RefSeq and is a predicted model, not a curated record. Gene Ontology annotation, molecular function: protein binding. Lineage: Eukaryota; Fungi; Ascomycota; Sordariomycetes; Hypocreales; Hypocreaceae. Gene Ontology annotation, cellular component: endoplasmic reticulum. Gene Ontology annotation, biological process: protein transport to vacuole involved in ubiquitin-dependent protein catabolic process via the multivesicular body sorting pathway.
AUGUCACCGAUUGUGACUUCACUUGCCGCACCGACUCGACGGCUUGAUUUGAAAUCCUCCGCCAUCAUGGCGUCGUCACCAUCCUCCGCCUUGACGGGCGUCAUCAUCGGUCUGGUGUCCUCUUUUGGCUCCAUCGUCCUCAUAUUCCUCAUCGUAUUCAUCUUUUGGGCAUCUGGAUGCGCUGGCUCAGGUCGAAUCAUCCUCGAUCGUAUCGGCCGACCCGGAGAAUAUGACGAUGAGCAGGCAUUUGCAAGGGAAGAGGCUGAGGCCUUGGAGAAUAUGGAUGACAUGUCAAGGACGGAGUACCUGAGGGCCAAAGCCUUCGUUACUGCGAACCCUCCCGAGUCCGCGCAAACAGACAUCUCGCUCUCGCAGUACCUUGCUAUCCAAGAAAAAGGCGUCUCUGCUUGGGAGUUUGAACCCGAGCUGGAAAUUGCGAAUUGCUUCGUCGAGGCCCGAACCGAAAUUGAAUUCUUCGACUCCGAGUGCACCGUCAUGAGCAACUUGCCUGUGCCUAAACAGAACGACGUCUACUACUGGGAAGCCAAGAUUUACGACAAGCCCGAAAAUACACUGAUUGCUAUCGGUAUGGCUACCAAGCCAUACCCUCUCUUUAGAUUACCAGGCUACCACAAGUAUUCCGUCGCUUAUCAUUCCAAUGGCUCGCGUCACUAUAACCAACCAUUCAGCCGAACUCCAUAUGGUCCCCAGAUUGUCACCGGCGAUGUUAUUGGUGUUGGAUACAGACCGCGCACAGGCGUCAUCUUCUUCACACGAAACGGCAAGAAGCUCGAAGAGGUGGUCCAUGGCUUAAAGUCCCAAAACUUCUUUCCAGCCAUCGGAGCAAACGGCCCCGCUUCAGUCCACGUCAAUUUCGGUCAAUCUGGUUUCGUCUUCAUCGAGGCAAAUGUCAAGAAAUGGGGCCUGGCCCCUGUCACGGGCAGCCUGGCUCCCCCGCCCCCGUACGGUUCUGAGCAAGGCAGCAUUCUCCUGGAAACUGGCACCAAAGACGGCUUCUCUUAUUCACAGGGCCGCGCUCAUCGACACUCUGUGAGCGGCACACCGUACAACGUCCGAGCUGCCGAGAAUGACUUGAACCUAAACGUACAGCACGGACGGUCACGGAGCGGAAAUUUCAGAGUCCUACCUCCUACUAGCCCCGGUCCCGUCAGGAGUCCAACCGAUAUCUCCCUUGCCCAACUCGUGCCAUCGGAUGAGCAUGGUGAGCCUAGUAGCAGCAGCACGAAUCUCGCCGAUGAGCAGCAUCUGGAUGAGAAUCCUCUUCAUCUCCACCUUGAAGACGCCACCAACCCGCCACCCGAUUACUCAAGCCCAACGCUCCAUCAGGGCCGUAAUCGACAGUACAGCAGCGACAGUGAAGAGGAGGAAUACACACCUCUUAUCCAUGUUAUGAACCGCAGUAGAGGCGAAUCAUCCGCAACAAUACGGCCUGCAGGACAUGGCCAACCCGCUUUACCCGAGGAUCCUGUUCCGAGCUACAGCGAUGCGAUACAACAGGGAGCGAGCCCACUACGCCGAGAAAGAAGCGAUAGUUCUGAAUCUGGCGGCUCCAAUCACAGCUCGAAUAGCGGAGCUUCAUCAAGCUAAGAUAGACUUGUUCAAUUUUCAGCAAACGAUUUCACGAAAACGGAGAUACCAAAAGUUAACAUCUCGAGAACACCGCUACUCAUCAACCUAAAUAUCAAUCCGACACCAGGGUGAGAGGUGUAAACGGAGCCACUAGGCAUUGCUCUCAUCCUCACAUUCAUACAUACCACAUACACAAUACCAUCUUGCACAUUGUUAUAUCUCUUUUGCACGGGCGCCUUGGAGUUUGUAUAGCAUUGGGAUUCACCGCCACGGCGGCAACACGUCGACCCAAUGGGUCUUUUUUUUGUCUUUAUAUGCGGCACUGCCUCCUCUCCUCAGACCUUAGAAUAGGCCCCUUAUUCUUUUUUUCUGCCAUGGAUGGAAACAUUUGCACGGAAUACUAAGGAGGGCCAUGAUACGAUACCAACCUCUUUGAAGGCCUUGGCGAACUGCGACUACUUGGAUUUUUUCUUUUGUCUCUUCUGCAAACUCUGAGCGAGCUGAGCUUUUGGGGUAGCAUGAGUUGUAGAUAGCUGAUUAAAUAGUAUAAGGGCUUCAUUUUGGCAGUAA